Molecule: messenger RNA, 990 nt
Organism: Caenorhabditis bovis
Lineage: Eukaryota; Metazoa; Nematoda; Chromadorea; Rhabditida; Rhabditidae
Source: the annotation of a GenBank genome assembly
AUGGCCGAGGGGCUUAACGGAUUGGCAACAUGCUAUAUGAUGUGCUCAAACGACGAAAUUCGCGAGCGAAUCACACGUGGUCAUAUUAGCGUCUACGAGGCGUCCUAUUACGACAACGAGAAGAAUCGUUUGGUGGCGAAUCCGGAAAGAAUGGUCGCUGAGUACAAAAAAUUCAAUCCUGAGGAUGAGCGAAACAGCGACCACGUCCGGCCGCCGUUCACUCUUAUUCAGACCGUUGACUACCUAAAGCGUCUCUACCUGUGUCGAAGAGACACCCAGGACAUCGAUAUGUGCUGCAUAUUUUUGCACAAUCGUAUGCAGGCGGUUGUGGACGAGCUUCUUUAUCAAAAAGCAGCGGCUUUCGAUUGUGUUCUCGUAUUGCAGGCGAUGAUCCCGUUUUACGUCGAAAUAGCCGCGUUGCUCAAAUGUCGCGGAAUUGAUGUUUUCACGGAGAGUGAGCAUUGCUUUUUUCUCAAGAGAUUGUUCAAAAUUUGGCUCCAACACGUGAGAGGUGUUAAAGAGGAGGACAAAGGUUUGAUCGACGAGCGCAUUCUGAUGUACAUAGUGUUUUCGAAUCCGUAUGCUCCGAGAUCGGUCCAAAAGAUUGUCGACGACUAUCGCGAUCUAUUCCGUCCGGAAACGCUUCGAUUCGUUCUCGACAUCGUUUUGGCGAUUCGAACGAACAAUUACGUCAAAUAUUUCAAAUUGUACUCGCUUCUCGAGCCGAUCAGCAAAUGCUGUCUGUUCGACGUGACCGCGCUCGUCCGCCAAGUCUCGAUGCGUCAAAUCAUGGCCGCGUAUCGCUGUCCGCAACAAUAUUUGAAUGUGAUGAAGUUCGCGAAAUGGCUCGGAUUCAAUGACGUCGGCACGUGCGCGAAAUUCCUUCAAUAUUACGCGAAGACAAAUAUUGAGACGGUCGUGCCGAUGCUGACGCUGCGGGAGCCGUUUAUAAAGACGAGAGGAUUCUGGAUUCUAUCGGCCACUUUGUGA